This is a messenger RNA of Morus notabilis, 1339 nucleotides long. RefSeq lists its product as uncharacterized. Lineage: Eukaryota; Viridiplantae; Streptophyta; Magnoliopsida; Rosales; Moraceae. The record is from RefSeq and is a predicted model, not a curated record. The coding region runs from base 181 to 1152 and encodes 323 amino acids. Gene Ontology annotation, cellular component: chloroplast. The transcript is spliced from 7 exons. Gene Ontology annotation, molecular function: oxidoreductase activity.
AAAUAGGCAUAGAAAAACUCCCUUAACCGCUACUAAGAAGAAGAAGAAGAAGAAGAAGAAGGGGAUUUCAGAUUAGAAACAGCAAAAGGUAAAAGCUUCCUCCGGCAAGCACCAAUUUUCGUCAGUCACCGACGGUUGCAUGGAAAUCCGGUGCAUCCGAGUGCAUUAAAUCGUAAUUGCAUGUGGUUGAUGGCAACGCUUCCACGUGUCCCGUCGUUGUUGGUCUCAGUCACUUCCGUGAGUGAAUGCCGUAAAUGCAGUUCGUUGAAAUCCUCAAUUGCACUUCCAGAACCUUCCAACUACUUCUCUGUUUCUCUUAGUUGUAUUUCUUCUUCGUUAAAAGCAAAGAAAUCGAAACGAUUUGGGAAUUCUCUCUCUGUUUCGGCGGCAAUGGCGGAUUUGGCUACUGUUCUCGUUACUGGAGCUGGUGGCAGGACUGGUCAAAUAGUUUAUAAGAAGUUGAAGGAGAGGUCGGGCCAGUAUGUUGCUAGAGGUCUGGUUAGGACGGAUGAGAGCAAGGAGAAAUUGGGAGGAGCGGACGAUCUUUACGUCGGAGACAUAAGGGAUGCCAACAGUAUUGCUCCAGCGAUUCAAGGUAUCGAUGCUCUUAUAAUCUUGACGAGCGCCGUGCCAAAGAUGAAAACAGGGUUUGAUCCAACCCAAGGCGGGCGGCCUGAGUUCUACUUCGAUGAGGGUGCAUAUCCUGAGCAGGUUGAUUGGAUUGGUCAGAAGAUUCAGAUAGAUGCUGCCAAGGCUGCAGGAGUUAAGCAAAUUGUGUUAAUUGGCUCUAUGGGUGGAACAGAUCCUAAUCAUCCCUUGAACAGCUUAGGAAAUGGAAAUAUAUUGAUUUGGAAGAGGAAAGCUGAGCAGUAUCUGGCCGACUCUGGUGUUCCAUACACAAUUAUAAGGGCUGGAGGCUUGCAAGACAAGGAAGGUGGCGCCCGGGAACUGCUUGUGGGGAAGGAUGACGAGCUUCUCAAGACGGAAACGAGAACCGUUACCAGGGCUGAUGUUGCAGAAGUCUGCAUUCAGGCACUGCAGUUUGAGGAGGCCAAGUUUAAGGCCUUUGAUCUGGCAUCGAAGCCCGAGGGAGCUGGUACACCUACAAAGGAUUUCAAGGCCUUAUUUUCCCAAAUCAACACUCGUUUUUAAUCUCACUCUGAUGAUGCUGGUGUAGUAAGUUCUAUGAUGUCCGUCUUAGUUGCACUCGGAACAUUUUUAUUUACUUUUCGGAGAGUAAUAUUGGCUAUUCUUCAUGCCUGUACACACAUUGUUAAAGCUGAUGAUAACCUGUGGAUUCGAUUGUCGUUUAUGGUAUUCUGAGGGAUUAUACUCGUAA